Molecule: messenger RNA, 1515 nt
Organism: Rotaria socialis
Lineage: Eukaryota; Metazoa; Rotifera; Eurotatoria; Philodinida; Philodinidae
Source: the annotation of a GenBank genome assembly
AUGGCGUCUGCUGAUUCCGGUAAAAAACCACAGGAGAAAGAACAGAAUGUUCCUUCAACAACGACUGAAGAAGAUUUUUCUAAAGGUAGCUAUGGUAUCAUGCCAUUGAUUCAAUCAAAGGAAAAAAUUGAUCGGGAAUUAGUAUCUGUACGAGAUAUCAAUGAAAAAUUAGCCAAACAAACAAUAUGGGUUCGAGGCCGUAUUCAUACAAGUCGGGGUAAAGGCAAACAAUGUUUUCUUGUUAUUCGUCAUCAAUCUGCAACGAUUCAAGCUGUAAUUUGUGUGAAUGAAAACGUUAGUAAACCAAUGGUUAAAUUUGUUACAACCAUUUCAAAGGAAAGUGUUGUUGAUAUUGAAGGUGAAGUCUCGCUAACACCAUCACCCAUUGAAUCAUGCACACAAAAGGAUGUUGAAUUACAAGUUAAAAAAGUAUUUGUUGUCAGCUCAGCUGAACCUCGUUUACCAUUAUUAAUUGAAGAUGCUAUGCGACCAGAUGACCCAGCCAAUGAUGGAAUUCAAGCACCUCAUGCCAAUCAAGAAACUCGACUUGAUAAUCGUGUUAUUGAUUUACGUACACCAGCUAAUCAAGCCAUUUAUCGAGUAGAGGCAGGUGUUUGCAAAUUAUUCCGAGACACACUCGAUGCUAAAGGUUUUGUUGAAAUUCAUACACCAAAAAUUAUUUCGGCUGCAUCCGAAGGUGGUGCCAAUGUAUUUCAAGUAUCUUAUUUUAAAUCAAAUGCGUACUUAGCACAAUCACCACAAUUUUAUAAACAAAUGGCCAUUGCUGCUGAUUUCGGAAAAGUUUAUACUAUUGGAGCAGUUUUUCGCGCUGAAGAUUCGAAUACACAUCGGCAUUUAACUGAAUUCGUUGGUCUCGAUCUUGAGAUGGCAUUUAAUUAUCAUUAUCAUGAAGUUGUUGAUACGAUUGGUGAUUUAUUCACACAGAUUUUUAAAGGUCUUGCUGAACGAUUCACGACAGAGAUUGCUAUUAUCAGCAAACAAUUUCCUUGUGAACCUUUUGAAUAUGUUGAACCUGCAUUACGUCUUGAAUACAAAGAUGGUUUAGCAUUACUUGCUGAGGCUGGUGUUCAAAUGGGCUCUGAAGAUGAUUUAACAACAGAAAAUGAACGUAUUUUAGGUCGCAUCGUUAAGGCUAAAUAUCAUACAGACUUUUAUAUUCUUGAUAAAUAUCCAUUAGCUGUACGGCCAUUUUAUACAAUGCCUGAUCCGAAUAAUCCUAAAUAUUCAAACAGCUAUGAUAUGUUCAUUCGCGGAGAAGAGAUUCUCUCAGGCGCUCAACGUAUUCAUGAUGCACAAUUAUUACUCCAGCGUGUUGAACAUCAUAAAGUCGAUACCAAACAAAUCAAGUCUUAUAUUGAUGCAUUUCGUUAUGGUUGUCCACCACACGCCGGCGGUGGUAUUGGUUUAGAACGUGUCCUUAUGCUUUAUUUAGGUUUGGGCAAUGUGCGAAAAACAUCGAUGUUUCCACGCGACCCAAAACGUGUUACGCCUUAA